AUGUAUAACCCUGCCAGUACAGUUCGACGGAUUGAUGUUUUGAUUCGUAUUUUAGGUGGUCGCAAAAAGUUUUUAAGUGUGAAUUAUGUUAGAGCAUACUCUAGUGAAGGUAAAGUGACUAUCGGUGAUGUAACAAAAGAAAUAAUAAAGCCCAAAAAAGUCGAAUAUGUUCCUCGGAAGUACAUAUCAUUGGAGGGUUCUGAUUUGAAAUAUCUCUCUCAAAGUACACUUAGAAAUUUACGAUGGAUGAUGCAAAAAGAUUCCUUAGGCCAGGACAUGUUUCUUCUUGGCAGGCCUGGUCCCAGCAGGCGAAAUGUCGCAUUACAAUACUUGGAACUGACUCAAAGGGAAUUAGAAUAUGUGGCUCUGUCACGUGACACAACGGAGGCUGACCUAAAGCAGCGAAGGGAGAUACAAAACUCUACUGCCAAGUAUUUUGAUCAGAGUGCAGUACGAGCUGCAAUAGAAGGUCGAGUCCUUGUUAUAGAUGGUAUAGAAAAAGCAGAACGCAAUGUGCUGCCUGUAUUAAAUAAUUUGCUGGAAAAUAGGGAAAUGCAUCUGGAAGAUGGACGGUUUUUGGUACCUGCAGCGCGGUAUGACAAGUUAAUACAGGAGCAUGGAGCGGAGGAAGUGUCAAAAUGGCGUCUGGUUCGUGUGGAUGAGAAUUUCCGCGUGAUCGCUUUAGGACUACCAGUGCCGCGUUAUCAGGGUCAACCUCUAGACCCGCCGCUGCGCUCUCGUUUCCAAGCUAGAGAUGUCACUACUAUCGGAUUCGGGGAACACAUGAACACAUUGCGUCAAGAAGCACCUCAGGUGGAUCCUGUUAAAUUGGAGAAACUUUUAUCUGCUGCUUAUGCACUGAUCAGUCCCGAGUUGCAGCAGAUCAGUUUACCCGACUUCCCUAUCGACAGUCUGCAAGCUGCUGCACUUAUUUUGGAAAAGAACCCCAGUAUACCAAUACACAAGCUCUUAUACCUUUUAUAUCCAUACAACACGUUCCUUACUAAGGAUCACGUUAAGAACGUACAUGGAGUCUUGCACAACCUGAAUAUAGAAACAAAAUCAAAAUGGAGUAUAUCCCGCCAAAAUGUGGAGUUCAGAGAAAACAAGGCUUUAGUGACCAUGGAGAUAAACGGCAAUAAGUCACAAUUUAGCGUGCCGUGCGGUGAAAGUGAAUAUAGAAGGGAAGAGAAGGGUUUCGUAAAGACUAGUUACCAGAAUGAGCUGCUGAAUGAGUUAUUGUUGAGUCAUAGUGUUGGAGACUUUUGUGUUAUCGGUCCAAAAGGCUGCGGCAAGAGUCUCCUCGUAUCUCAACUCGCGUCUUUAGUACAUUACACAAUAGAGCCGAUAGUCCUUUACCAGGAUAUGACGGCCAGGGAUCUAGUGCAGCAGCGUACCACGCUGGACAACGGAGACACAGUGUGGAGGAACUCUGCGCUUGUUGAAGCGGCGUUGAAGGGACAUAUGGCGGUACUGGAUGGCUUGCAUAGAAUCCAUUCCAGUACUCUAGCUGUUCUACACAGUCUAGUGCACAACCGGGCACUACAACUCCACGACGGGACGCGGUUGUUACGACACGACAGAUAUGACGAGCUGCUGUCGAUGGGCAUUAGUCAGCAGGAGUUAGACGAAAGUGGCGUAAAGAGAAUCCAUCCAGCGUUCAGAAUAGUGGCACUUGCCGAACCGCCAACAUUCGACCGCGGACAACAUUGGUUAACACCGGAAAUACUCAGCCUCUUCAUAUUCCACGAGAUGCGCAAUCUGAGUAAAGAAGAAGAAAUAUUUAUCAUCAAAUCGUUGUACGGAGAACUAUCACCACCCCUACUUUCAAUAAUCGACUUAGCGGACGAGCUACGAAAGUCAGAAGACAACACAUUGAAAAGUCUCUCCUCUUCUCUGUCAACGCGACAGCUGCUCAGGAUUGCUAAGAGAAUGGCGAAAUACCCUACAGACUCAGCCUACGAGACUGUUCAGCGGACAUUUCUGGCGAAAUUCCUACCUAACUUGGCCAGACGUGCGCUAGAUAGCGCUAGUCAAAAGAUCGGCAUAGAACCACCGUCUCGUUUCGGCCUUUUUGGUCGAGGCGAAGGCAAAAUGGUCUGCCAUGUCCGGAAUGGAAUACUGACAAUCGGCAAUACAAGUGCAGAAGUGUAUAAAACUGAAGCAUUAACCAAAGUCCCCGAUAUUCUUUUCUAUGACGUACCCCAACAUAUAAAAUUAUUGGAGUGGUUGCUCCAAGACCUCCAACUAGGCAAUCAUUUAUUGCUGGUCGGUAAUCAAGGUGUGGGAAAGAAUAAGAUCGCAGACAGACUGUUGCAGCUUUUGAAUCGCCCGAGGGAAUAUAUACAAUUGCACCGGGACACAACGGUGCAGUCUUUGACAGUCCAGCCAACCGUCAAAGAUGGAAUUGUCAUUUAUGAAGACUCGCCUCUAGUGAAAGCCGUGAAACAUGGCCACGUGUUGGUUGUGGAUGAAGCGGACAAAGCCCCAACAAACGUGACAUGUAUUUUGAAAACUUUGAUGGAAAACGGAGAGAUGAUACUGAGUGAUGGCAGACGGAUCGUUCCCAAGGAUAUGAUGAACAUUUCUGGUGGCAAUCCAGCUAGUUUUAUUCCCGUGCACGACGAUUUCAGAAUGAUAGUUUUAGCUAAUCGACCAGGCUUCCCGUUCUUAGGGAACGACUUCUUUGCUUCUCUAGGUGACCUGUUGUCAUGUCACGCGGUCGACAACCCGUCAAUUGAGUCAGAGCUUGAGCUACUACGAUCAUACGGGCCCGACGUACAAGAAGACGUGAUGAAGAAGCUUGUGCAGGCAUUCGCAGCUCUACGUAACAUGGCUGACCAAGGACAGCUGACCUAUCCUUACUCCACGAGGGAGCUUGUUAAUAUUGUUAAACAUUUGCAGAAAUAUCCCGAAGAGGAUUUGGCAACGGCGAUAGGCAACGUGUUCGAUUUCGACCGUUACAGCAAAGAUAUGGCCGACACGCUGUUGGAGGUGUUGUACUCCAGUGGACUGCCGACAGAGGGCGUGCUACAGGGACGCUCUAAAGACGCAAUGAAGAGAUUGCAAAUGACGAUUGAAAGGAAAAGUGGAUUAGACGUAUCUUCACCAAAGCAUGGCAAAGAGGAUCCGGACAACAAGCCGCACGUGGGCGGCAACACGUGGGCCGGCGGCACCGGCGGCCGCGACACGGCGGGGCUGGGCGGCAAGGGCGGCCCCUACCGCCUGGACAAGGGGCACGACGUGCAUCAGCUAUCUGAUGAAGAGAAAAAUGACAUACCGGAGCACGUUAAAGAAGCGGCGCGAGCUAUGAACAGGAAGGCCUUUGAGGAACGUCUGAAGGAGAUCAAAAUGAGCGAAUACGACGCUAAGUUGUACGGGCAAUUUUUGCGAGCAGUGCAGCCACAGAUUGCCGCUCUUCGUGGAGUGUUAGCUGAACUGCAAGCGAAGAAGAAAGAGAGACAGUGGAGCCGCCACCAGACUAGUGGAGAACUAGACGAUAGCAAAAUAAUCGAAGGUAUAACUGGCGAACGGGCAAUAUAUCGCAGGCGGAUAGACCAAGAGCCACCACCAGGUUCUCCACCUGAUAAACCUAAACGUUUGAGACUCGUACUCGACGUGUCCGGCAGUAUGUAUAGGUUCAAUUCUUACGACGGUCGUCUAGAACGUUCUAUGGAAGCAGUGGUGCUAAUAACAGAGGCGUUGAAAGGCUACGAGUCGCGCAUUCGGUACGACAUAUACGCACACUCCGGAGAAGAUUCCGCUCUCGAGCUUGUUAGGGUGGACCGGCCGCCUGAAAAUGAGAAGCAGAGGCUGCAGAUUAUCGGCACAAUGCAGGCGCACUCUCAAUUCUGCUGGUCGGGUGACAAUACUUUGCCGGCUGCGAAACAAGCCAUUUCCAGCCUCGCCAGUGAAGACGCCGAUGAAGCGAUCGUUAUUAUACUCUCCGAUGCGAAUCUGCGACGAUAUGGCAUUGCUCCCGAGUCGCUGGGCACCAUCCUGACGUCGGACCACAGAGUACAGGCGCACGUUAUUUUUAUUGGCAGUUUGGGAGAUGAAGCUAACACGUUGCUGCGUCGCCUGCCCGCGGGGCGCGCGCACGUGUGCAUGGACGUGGCGACCUUGCCUCACAUCCUUCAGCAGAUAUUCGCGUCGUCACUGUUGCAGACCGAUAAUAAUUAA
Molecule: messenger RNA, 4182 nt
Organism: Parnassius mnemosyne (clouded apollo)
Lineage: Eukaryota; Metazoa; Arthropoda; Insecta; Lepidoptera; Papilionidae
Source: the annotation of a GenBank genome assembly